Acanthochromis polyacanthus (spiny chromis) is the source of this 11720-nucleotide messenger RNA. RefSeq names its product glutamate receptor ionotropic, kainate 5-like. Gene Ontology annotation, molecular function: kainate selective glutamate receptor activity; transmitter-gated monoatomic ion channel activity involved in regulation of postsynaptic membrane potential. Gene Ontology annotation, biological process: monoatomic ion transport; modulation of chemical synaptic transmission; synaptic transmission, glutamatergic. NCBI's taxonomy places the organism in Eukaryota, Metazoa, Chordata, Actinopteri, Pomacentridae. The transcript is spliced from 21 exons. The coding region runs from base 2428 to 5922 and encodes 1164 amino acids. The record is from RefSeq and is a predicted model, not a curated record. Gene Ontology annotation, cellular component: plasma membrane; presynaptic membrane; kainate selective glutamate receptor complex.
CACGACCGGAUUAAAACCAGAACAUGUCGCUGGGAUGAUAUCAGCGACGGAAAUCAAAUCAAAACCUCCAACUCCUGACCUUCACUCCCGAUCCUCCACAUCAAGCUUUCACUGAGAGGAGAAAAGAGUCAGAGACGAGGGAGCUGGAGAGGAGAGAGAGGUAGGAGGGGGAUGGAGAGAGUGAGAUAGAGAGAGGGAGUGAAUAGAGUGAAUGCAGUCCAGCCUCUGCUGUGGAGCAGCAGCAGUCAGUCCGACUCUGAAGGACACCGAGAGAGGAGAGACUCCAGCAGCCGGCUGCACGGUGGAGGAAUAAUAACCGCAAUAAAAAGAAGCAGAAGAGGAGGAGAAGCGCUGGUUGUGUGUCUUUCAUUCAUUCUGUCUCUGAGCUGCGACCAGCUGGAUAAAAGGACAAACAGCAGCAGGAGGUGAACAGAGGAGGAGGUGUUGGAGGUUUCUGCUCUCGUACCGCCGGCCUCAGGAGCCUCACAGCUCUCGGUGUCGCUGCGACAGCGCUCGGGCAGCUGUGUGUGUGUUUGCUGGUGUGUGUGUGUUUGCUGGUGUGUGUGUGUUUGCUGGUGUGUGUUUCACCGUCAGCAGCUCCGUCUGGAUUUGGAGUAAACCGGGGAUUUCUCAUCAGCAGGAGUUGUUCGCUGGUGUUGUCUGUUGCAGCUUCUUUUUUCUGACGUCUCGGUGGGUCGGUGGAGGGACUACCGCUCUGCUCCUCUCUCCUCCUUUCCCUCCUUGCUGCUCUCCUCCUCUGCUGUCGCUGCCGGGACUCGUCUGGUCGGUGGGCUCAGAGCGGGGAGCAGAUAGAUGGAUCAUCAGAUGCUCCUCAGUGUGGCGUUUUUACCCAGAAUGCACCAGGUGUGAUCUGUUGGCGUGACUCGACCUGACCGCCAACCAUCAGCACCUCCAGGACACCUGCCAACCCUCGGCCAAUCAGCGCUUCUUUCUCCGGGGCGCCAUGGCGACCGCAUCCGUUGGAAGGCUCGGCGGUCCACAGCUGCUCCGUUGAGGUCACAGAAACAAGAAGAACGGGAUUCUGGGUGUUUUUGUGGACUUUCUUUGUCGUUUUCUGCUGGAUUCCUUCCUUCUCCUGGAUCCUAAAAACAACGACUGACACCGUGGAUGUAAAACCCUCUUCUCCAACCAGCUCCUCCAGGAUGUCAGCUCUGAGGAGGUGACAUGUGGCUCGUCCUACCAUGUAGCCGCCACGACCCGAGGAAACCUCCCAGAAACUUUUUAACGAGCCCAGAGCUGCCGGUUGAAGCGACGCGCUGAAAACACGGUGGAUGAGCUGAGCGAGGACUUCUGAAGCGCUACCAGGUUAUUAGCGGCCCCUGCGCUUCCUAUUUUCCUCUUUAAUCUCUGCAUUCUGACUAAUCAUCUUUUUAAUUAAUGGCGACGGCGGUGUGAAGUCUUCCCUGCCACCCUUCCCUCCUUCCGCUGCCGCCAGAGACACCUGAAGCCAAUUAGCAAACAGAAGAUCCUGAUGGAGAUUAGAGGCUGGGAGAGCGAUUAGACGUAAACACAAAGAGGAGAAAACAGAACAGAGGAGGGCUGUAAAGGCUGGGAGGAGCAGAGGGAGGAUAUGGCCUCAUCAGGGCGGCGACAGACAACCACCGAUCUGCAGGACGGAGCCCAGAGUCUUGACUGACAGGCGCAGUGUUUCCCAGGACUCGUCGUUGUUCCCAAACCAAGCAGGGAAGAGACCGAGGAACUCUUGGCCGGCCGCCACUAUCAGGACCAAUUAAGAGGAUUUGAUUAUAUGCCUUAAUCUCGGCAGUCAGGUGGAAAAGCAGGCAGAAGGAGGCCGAGCAGGUGCCACCGAUACACCCCAUUAUCCCCGUCCAUCUCUCACUGAGUUGGUGUCUGUUUCCUCCAAACUCCUGGAGAGAAAUCCGAAGGCCCUCCUCCCUUAAUUCAGCCUAAGAUGUUCAUUCUUUACUUUCCUUUGUGGUGACUACAGCAAACACACUUCAUUUGUGUUUUCCUUCAGAGAUUUACUCAGUCUGGAGGACAUUUCUCUCCCUCCUCUUUCGUUUCUUCUCCCAGCAUGGACGAGUCUUAUCUCCAAGCCUCCCUGCAGCCUUCACAAUCUCCAUAUCAAGAGUGAGAUAAAGGCAAAAAAAUAGAAAGAAAUAAGAGGGGAAAAGGAGCCGUGAGGGACUGAAUCUGUGGAGGACGGAGCAGAGACUUUAUUUCCUUCCAUCCGUCCCCAAAGCGUCUCUUUUUCUAACUCCUCGUGUACCCGGGAGCUUUUUCCCAGCAUCCUCCUUGUGGAUCGUACUCACGCUGGACUUCCAGAGAUUAAACUGGCCUCCAUCAUCCCAGGGAAUCCUUUGAAAUCGGUUCCUGGUGUCGUCAUCUUCAUUCUGUGGCGGUACAGGCAGCCAGCAGACCAUUCUCCAUGAGGAGCAGUGGAAGAUGCCGGCUCUGCCAGCACUGCUGCUGUCGAUUAACGUCCUGCUGCUGACUAUGGCGCCUCUCUCCUUCAGCCAGGCCACCACCCUGUCAGCCGUCCGGAUGGCGGCCAUCCUGGAUGACCAGUCGGUUUGUGGCCGAGGCGAGCGUCUGGCGCUGGCUCUGGCGAGGGAGAACAUCAACAGUCUGAUGGAGGGCUCGUCCCAGGCCAGGGUGGAGGUGGACGUCUACGAGCUGCAGAAGGACUCCCAGUACGACACCACCGACACCAUGUGUCAGAUCCUACCAAAGGGUGUGGUCUCUGUGAUAGGCCCCGCCUCCAGCCCCGCCUCCGGGUCGACUAUCAGCCACAUCUGUGGGGAGAAGGAGAUCCCUCACUUGAAGAUCGGUCCGGAGGAAACCCCGAAGCUGCCGUACCUUCGCUUCGCCUCGGUGACGCUUUACCCGAGCAACGAGGACCUGAGCCUGGCCAUCGGAUCCAUCCUGCGCUCCUUCGGAAACCCGACGGCCAGCCUCAUCUGUGCCAAAGCAGAGUGCCUGCUGAGACUGGAGGAGCUGGUCCGUCGCUUCCUCAUCUCCAGGGAGACGCUGUCGGUGAGGAUGCUGGACGAGAGUCUGGACCCGACUCCUCUGCUGAAGGAGAUCCGUGACGAUAAGGUGGCCACCAUCAUCAUCGACGCCAACGCCUCCAUCUCCUACCACAUCCUCAGGAAGGCGAACGAGCUGGGGAUGACGUCGGCCUUCUACAAAUACAUCCUCACCACCAUGGAUUUCCCUCUGCUCCGGCUGGACGACGUGGUGGGCGAGCAGUCCAACAUCGUGGGCUUCUCCAUGCUCAACAGCAGCCACUCCUUCUACCUGGAGUUCAUCAGGAGCCUCAACCUGUCGUGGAGAGAAGGCUGUGAGCUCGGCCCCUACCCAGGACCGGCGCUGUCGUCGGCCCUGAUGUUCGACGCCGUCCAUGUGGUGGUGAGCGCCGUCCGGGAGCUGAACCGCAGUCAGGAGAUCGGAGUGAAGCCGCUGAGCUGCACAUCACCGCUCAUCUGGCAGCACGGAACCAGCCUCAUGAACUACCUACGCAUGGUGGAGUACGACGGUCUGACGGGUCACAUCGAGUUCAACAGCAAAGGACAGAGGACCAACUACACCCUGAAGAUCCUGGAGAAGCACCCAGCGGGACAUAAGGAGAUCGGCAUCUGGUACUCCAACAACACGUUGGCCAUGAACUCCACCUCUCUGGACCUGAAUGCCUCAGAGACUCUGGCUAACAAGUCUCUGAUCGUCACCACCAUCCUGGAAAACCCAUAUGUGAUGCGUAAGUCCAACUACCAGGACUUCCAGGGCAACGACCAGUACGAGGGCUUCUGCGUGGACAUGCUGCGGGAGCUGGCCGACAUCCUCAAGUUCUCCUUUAAGAUCAAGCUGGUGGACGACGGGCUGUACGGAGCGCCGGAGCCCAACGGGAGCUGGACCGGGAUGGUGGGGGAGCUGAUCAACAGGAAAGCCGACCUGGCGGUGGCCGGCUUCACCAUCACCUCAGAGAGAGAGAAGGUGAUCGAUUUCUCCAAACCCUUCAUGACUCUGGGGAUCAGCAUCCUGUACCGGGUCCAUCUGGGUCGUAAGCCCGGCUACUUCUCCUUCCUGGACCCGUUCUCUCCGGCUGUCUGGCUCUUCAUGCUGUUGGCUUACCUCGCCGUCAGCUGCGUCCUCUUCCUGGCCGCCAGGCUCAGUCCCUACGAGUGGUACAACCCUCACCCAUGUCUGCGGGAGCGGCGGGACAUCCUGGAGAACCAGUACACACUGGGGAACAGCCUGUGGUUCCCAGUGGGCGGCUUCAUGCAGCAGGGCUCAGAGAUCAUGCCCCGGGCGCUGUCCACCCGCUGCGUCAGCGGAGUCUGGUGGGCGUUCACCCUCAUCAUCAUCUCGUCCUACACGGCCAACCUGGCGGCGUUCCUCACCGUCCAGAGGAUGGAGGCUCCCAUCGAGUCUCCAGACGACCUGGCUGACCAGACCAACAUCCAGUACGGCACCAUCCACGGAGGCUCCACCAUGACCUUCUUCAUGAACUCGCGGUACCAGACGUACCAGCGGAUGUGGAACUACAUGAACUCCAAGCAGCCCAGCGUGUUCGUGAAGAGCACCGAGGAAGGCAUCGCCCGCGUCCUCAACUCCAAGUACGCCUUCCUGAUGGAGAGCACCAUGAACGAGUACUAUCGCAGCCUCAACUGCAACCUCACGCAGAUCGGCGGGCUGCUGGACACCAAAGGAUACGGCAUCGGCAUGCCGCUGGGUUCUCCGUUCAGAGACGAGAUCACUCUGGGAGUCCUCCAGAUGCAGGAGAGCAACCGGCUGGAGAUCCUGAAGAGACGCUGGUGGGAAGGAGGAGAGUGUCCCAAAGAGGAGGACCACCGAGCCAAAGGCCUCGGCAUGGAGAACAUCGGCGGCAUCUUCGUGGUACUGAUCUGCGGCCUCAUCAUCGCCGUGUUCGUGGCCAUCAUGGAGUUUGUGUGGUCAACGCGCCGCACCGCAGAGACGGACGAGGUAAACCUUCAUCCUCCUCCUCCUCCUUCGUCCUCCUCCUGCCUCCACCACUCCUCAGUGUCCGUCUGUCAGGAGAUGCUGACGGAGUUUCGAAACGCCGUUUCUUGUAAGAAGAGUUCCCGCUCUCGUCGCCGGCGGCCCCUCACCAGCGCCGGGGGAGGAGUCCUCCGCCACCCGUCCCGUCUGGCCCUAGCCGGCCCUCGGCCCAUCCGCCUGGUCCGAGAGAUGCGCCUCAGCAACGGCAAACUGUACAGCGGCACCGGGCCGCUGACGGGCGGGUUGGCGGGGCUCGGGGGAGGCCCUGAUUUGGGCCCGGGGCCACAGAGGCUCCUGGAGGACCCGCUGGGAGUCAACGCCACCACCAGCACGCCUCCCCCGGCGUCGGCGCUGGUGGCUCCGCCCGCUCCGCCGCGCAGCUUCCUGCAGAGCUGCAGCCACGUACGGAUCUGCCAGGAGUGUCGGCGGAUCCAGAGCCUGCGGCCGGCCACCCUCACUCCUCCCCCGCCACCUCCCCCGUCCUCAUCCUCCUCUGCGUCCUCCUGCUCCCGCAUCCCCCCUCGGUGGUGGCGCCGGGCCACCACCAGCACCGCCACAACCCUCACCAUCACCUCCACUACCACCACGGCUCCAUGUCGCUGCCCCGCCUCCCGCCGCCACCUCCCCCGAUCUCGACGGACAGAGCCGACAGCGACGGGGGGACGGCGAGCCCCGGGAGGGCCAAAAACAAACCAGCGCCUCCACCCAGACCGCUGCCCCCCGCCAAGACACCAACACACCCACCCACAGACUUACUGGGGGGGCAUGACUGAGCGGAAGGACGCUGUUGGAGGGUCAGAGGUCAUGAAGUUAAACUUUAAAUCGGUCCAAAUCAGACUCUCAGCAGGGGUGGACGGAGGAAACCAUUUGGACCCGUUUGCUGGGUCAAAGCCACUUUGGACCGGUGGAUCAUACCAGUAACCUUCACAGGGGUGGUGGUGGUUCAAACCACUCUGACCUGUUAAACAAACAUUUGGAUUAAACCAGCAGAGGACGGUCUGGUUCUUCACUUUGCUCUUCGCCCACAGACUGGGUUUGUCUGAAUCCUGAGGCAGGUGUUUGUACAGAAGCAGAGCAGCUGUACAGUUCUCAUGGUCUUUGUCUCCCAUCUGGACGUCUGUGGAGGAUGUAGCUCUUUCUGACUCUGUUGCUGUUUGUACAGACUCCUGACUGCUGCUGGGAUCCGUGGACUAACCAGAGCUGUGCUGAGGUAGUUCUUUACCGUGUGAUGAGCAAUUCAUCAAUAACAGAACCAUAAAGAGUCAAAUGUUGGAAGUUCACAGAAUGAGGAGAGACGAGAGUUGAUCAUUUUCACAUCAAGUGGUCAAAGUUUUGGGAUCUCUUAGGUGUAGCAGCCAGUCAGUCCAGUCAAAUUCAAGCAUUUCCAGCUCUAGUUCUUUGAAGGAAUAAUUCACCGUUUUGGUAAAAUGUUGAGUCAGACUGUAGCACCUAGCUUAGCAUAAGGUAGAUUCUGUCUAAUAUGAAUCUCUGUUUGGUGGCCACCAAUAUGACCAAUGACUGAUUUCAACACUUCAGAUAGAUCUCAGCUCAUCAGACACCAAAAUGUUGAACCUUUCUUCCAAAAAGUUUGAACCAUUUUAACUGAUCACUACGAGAACCACAAAGCAACCCUUUUCUGCGUUGUUUUCCAGUAAAAAUAGCAUUUUUUUUAUGGUCAGUUUGUGUUAAUUCAGAGAGAAUUCAAGAUAUUUGUUGGAACACCAUCUCAGAUUUUACGUAUUUGUUAUUCAGGACCCAAAACUAAAUGAUGUGAAUUAUUUUUGCAGAAUUUCAUAUUUUCAAACCUGUUAAUUUGGGAUUAAGGGUUUCUUAAAACCCACAGACAUGAAAUGUGAUAACACUGAAAAAAUAGUUUGCAACUAAUUUAAAUCUUUAAAAGGCUCCAGCAGGUGUUAAAAUUUAAAACAUUUUGGGGAAAAAGUGCACCAUUUCAAAUGAGGGUGGUUUUAAGGCCCCUAAAACUUCCUGUCAGCGCCUAAAGAUGGAUGGAUCCGUAUUUCCUACCAAAAAUACAGUCUUUGGUCAACAUUUCACCAACUCUUUAGGGCCUCUAACGUCAGUAGACUUCAUUACGUGACUAGUAUGACAAGCCAAGGUUCCAAUAUUGUUAUUUUGAAGUAGAGAGUUGGACUAAUUUGAAGGAAAACAAAAACUGUUGAGGAGAGGUGUACAUAUAUUGUCACUGUAUGUGCCAAAUGGCUUCCACGUUGCUUCGCGAGCCCAAUUUGAUAUUUAGGAUUUCCAAACUCAUACCAGACUUCAGUCAAACUGCAGCCAAAUUAAAUAAAGUACCGGUGGAACUCCGGUAAACUGGCUGCCAACUGGACCCAAAACCAGCCCAGCUGUGAUGUCCACACCUGCACCAGAUUCAAUUCAGUUCAGUUCAGUAAAUUUAUUUCAAACCUGCACACAGCUCUUUUGACAACAGACAUAAAAUUAUAUCUUGGUUUGAAAAGGGGAUGGAUGAAGCAAAAGCUUUUCACCAGAGGCAGCUAACAUUUAGAAACACUGUAGAGGUGCUGCUCAGAAUAAACUAAAAGUAAAUCUUAAAAAAUUAGAGAACUAGUCCAAACUCACAGGUCAUUGUUAUGGUUUCCCUAAAUCUCAGAGCAUUUUGACCGUUUAAAGGGUUUUGGUUUAUUCACGGUGAAACAGGAAGCAUCAGUUUUAUCAUUUGUAUUUUUGUGGGACUAGGCUGUUUCUCAAAAUGUAAAAUAUUCUGUAUUUUUGAAAAGUUUCGGGAACUCCUGGACAGUUUUCCCCUCAGGGAGACGACAGGAUCCUCCAAGUGGCUCCACAGUGGAAGUUUGUGGCUGAAAGACUCAAAAAAGUACAUGAAAUAUUUAGCUGUUUUCUGAGUGACUUCUACUCUGGAGGAGUCCACGCCUUUAUUAUGAGCACAGUAUGAGAGCAAAAAAAGUUUGGACACUUGUAGUUUCCUACACAAUAAUUUUACACAGAAAUAUCUCUGAAUUUAACCACAAAGUCAUGUGCUUGUUCAAAAAUCUAUAUUUUAUAUCUGCUAAACAGCAGUUUGGAAAUAACUGAACUAACUGGUGGUCAACAUGUGAUCUCAGUGAGUGAUUCAGUCGAUAUUUCAUCCUCAUUCCUAUGUCUGAUAACACAAAAAUAUGUACAUAAUGGCAGCUUUAUUGGGAAUUCAGUUGCAUUAAAAUAAAGUUGAUGUGAGCACAGAGAGCAGGAGAGAAUCAAACAUGUGAACACUGGUUUAUUAGUUUUAAAUCUCUGUCCUCAGCAUUGCUUUCCACAGAGCUCUGACUUGUGGGCAUACGUUCAAAGCUAAUGGUACCAUUAGCCACGUUAGCUGCACAGUGGGCUAAUACGAAGGAUUGUCUUGUUGUUGGGUCAUUACCAUCAACAAACCAGGUCAAUAAACCCGGCUUUAACCAACAGCAAGUCUUUCAGCUACAUAAAGUCACUGAGUUUCCCCUGUGUGGAUCCUGGUCUGACUGCCUAAAAGGAUAAUAUUAUCUCACAUUUUGUUUCUGUUGUGGAAAUAAGAAAUAAUCCACUCUCAUAUCUAAACUGUCCCCAAUCUGAUCAGGGCCAUUUACACAUAUACAGGAGGUCCUCAGUUUACAGCGUCCUCGACCUACAGCGUUUCAUCGUGACAUCAGAACUGGUUACAUGGAACUAGUUGAUGAGCAGAGCGGAUGAAUACGUCGUCACACGGCGCUAUCAGACGGCUUUGUUUCCAUUCUCUGGUUGUACUCCACCUUGGAUUGUGCUACAUUCACUAACUUUUUACCUUCAUUAUGGCUCCCAGCGUAAGUCAGACUCUUCUGAUGCUGGAAGAAAAGGAAAGCGUCUCCAUGGAAGUGAAAUUAGACAGAAUAAAACACUGAGAACAGAAACACUGACCAACAAGGGUCAGGAUGUAAAAACAGGUCAACAUAUUGUAGUGACCCUCUGUGAUGAAUGAGUGAGACUUUAUCUGGUUCUCUGCUGGUUUAUUGAACCUUCACACAGGAUACUGUGGGCCGUAGCCAACGCCAGAAUAACUAGAAAAACCCCAUAACUUAGCUCCAGAAUAACUAGAAAAACCCCAUAACUUAGCUCUCGAAUAACUAUAAAAACCCCAUAACUUAGCUCCAGAAUAACUAGAAAAACCCAUAACUUAGCUCCAGAAUAACUAGAAAAACCCAUAACUUAGCUCCAGAAUAACUAGAAAAAACCCAUAACUUAGCUCCAGAAUAACUAGAAAAAACCCAUAACUUAGCUCCAGAAUAACUAGAAAAAACCCAUAACUUAGCUCCAGAACAACUAGAAAACCCCCACAACUUAGCUCCAGAAUAACUAGAAAAACCCCACAACUUAGCUCCAGAAUAACUAGAAAAAACCCAUAACUUAGCUCCAGAAUAACUAGAAAAAACCCAUAACUUAGCUCCAGAAUAACUAGAAAAAACCCAUAACUUAGCUCCAGAACAACUAGAAAACCCCCACAACUUAGCUCCAGAAUAACUAGAAAAACCCCAUAACUUAGCUCCAGAAUAACUAGAAAAACCCUCAUAACUUAGCUCCAGAAUAACUAGAAAAACCCAUAACUUAGCUCCAGAAUAACUAGAAAAAACCCAUAACUUAGCUCCAGAAGAACUAGAAAAACCCCAUAACUUAGCUCCAGAACAACUAGAAAACCCCCACAACUUAGCUCCAGAAUAACUAGAAAAACCCCAUAACUUAGCUCCAGAAGAACUAGAAAAACCCCAUAACUUAGCUCCAGAACAACUAGAAAACCCCCACAACUUAGCUCCAGAAUAACUAGAAAAACCCCAUAACUUAGCUCCAGAAGAACUAGAAAACCCCCACAACUUAGCUCCAGAAUAACUAGAAAAAACCCAUAACUUAGCUCCAGAAGAACUAGAAAAACCCCAUAACUUAGCUCCAGAACAACUAGAAAACCCCCACAACUUAGCUCCAGAAUAACUAGAAAAACCCCAUAACUUAGCUCCAGAAUAACUAGAAAAAACCCAUAACUUAGCUCCAGAAGAACUAGAAAAACCCCAUAACUUAGCUCCAGAAUAACUAGAAAAACCCAUAACUUAGCUCCAGAAUAACUAGAAAAAACCCAUAACUUAGCUCCAGAAUUAGCCUCCGUUCCCAGCUCUCUCUACUGCUGACUCUCAGCCAAUCAGAGGUGAGCUAACUAAGCAUGGCACCUUCACUGACAUCAGGUAAAUCUGGAACUGAACAAUAAACAUUAAAACAUCAACAUCAACAACAAUAUCAGUCUGUUACAAUGUUCUGUUAUCUUCUAGUAAAAUGAUUCAUACAUGCAUGGAAGUUGUUGGUGUUCAUGACUUUAUGAAGAACUGAUGGAUAUCGUGAUGCACAGAACAGAUUUGUUCACAUUUUCACUGGAGUUCAGACUUACGGUAAAAAUCGUCUUCUGUAGAUCAGUAGGAGCAGAACGCUGAUGUAAGCCGAGGACCUCCUGUAUUUAAUAUCUGACAUUUUCCUUCAUCAUAUGCACUACAAUAGCUGUAGUUCCUGGUUGCACCUCCAGAUGGAGCCUCUUACUGUUUAACACUGUGGCAACUCGAGCAGAAAGCAUUUUAGCGGUUUGCUCUUAAAGGGGCACCAUGACAACGUCUUCUGUGAGACUUAAUGACCUGUGGUCAGCGUGUACAGGUUAAAUCAGCUGGAUUCACUGGGUCAAUACAGAAUAAAAACCCGGUGUGCUGAUGUUGUACUGAAAAAACAAAAUCUAGAAGUAAAAUGACAGCUUAGGGCUGAUGCUAAUAUCGAUUAAUUGAAAAUGCCUCGAUCUGCCCUAAAACCAUCAUGACUGUCACUCAGAGAAACAGUUCUGUAAAAAUAAUCUCGACAGCCAACCGUUCUGUAGAAAGCACACAGCAGAGACUUUAGGUGGAACUUUGAAACCAACCAGCCUGAUAAUCUCACCCACCCUGUCAGAGGUGAAGAGCUACCUCAGUCCAGCUGUGUGUGUUUCAGGUGAGUAUUCCAGCGCAGACACACUGUACACACCACACACUCUCCUGUAAACGUGGAGGGCAAAGUGGAAAACAAACAAACUUGUGAUUGUACUUUCCUUCCUGUCGGCGCGUCCAACCUGAGUACUGCUCUGUCUUCACUUUAUUUCCUCUCUUUCGUGGGGAUUGACGAGCCACAGCCGGUCAGCAGAUGUGAUUGCUUUACAGUCGCCUGGUUGUCAUGGAAACAGAUGAAACACUUUUGAAGAGCAGCACCUGUAGCUUUCUGUUUUUUGUUCUAUAUUUUGCAUAGAAAUGUUUCAGAAGAUGGAGCAGCAGCCUGAAGGGCGUCAUGGGUGGAAAUGUCAGUGGAGUGUGUAUUUGUAUGUGUAUAUUUGUGAGGACCGGUGUGAGGUUUGUUGGGCCCUUAGGGGCCUCUCUGAGGGUUCAGGUUUCAUUUAAAGGGGCUCACAAUGAACAUCCUCACAAAUAUAGCCAUACAGGUGUGUGUUCUGUUUCACCAUGUUUGUCUGUUUGUAGCAGCAGUGCUCAGCGAUCAGCAGGACCGAGCCGACAGACCGAUCUUAUUCUGAUCAUUCUAUUGUUAUCAUUAUUAUUAUUGAUAUUGAGGUGUGGGUGACUGUAGGAGGGGCGUCGCCCUCUGAUGUUCAAUAUAUAGACACACGUUUGGAAUAAAAAAAUGAAAAAAAGAAGAAAAAAACAGUCAAUGUACCAAAAAAACCUCUG